Messenger RNA from Neomonachus schauinslandi (Hawaiian monk seal), 4510 nucleotides. RefSeq names its product intraflagellar transport 140 (gene IFT140). The coding region runs from base 1 to 4380 and encodes 1459 amino acids. Gene Ontology annotation, cellular component: axoneme; intraciliary transport particle A; ciliary basal body. Gene Ontology annotation, biological process: intraciliary retrograde transport. The transcript is spliced from 29 exons. The record is from RefSeq and is a predicted model, not a curated record. NCBI's taxonomy places the organism in Eukaryota, Metazoa, Chordata, Mammalia, Carnivora, Phocidae. Gene Ontology annotation, molecular function: protein binding.
AUGGCUCUCUAUUUUGACCACCGAAUAGAAGCCCCAGACUCCGUCGGGUCUCCUUCGCACAUCCAUUGGCACCCUGUUCAUCCAUUCCUGGUGGUUGCCUCCGUCAGCACGACCUCAGGAGGCAGCGUGGAUAUAUAUCUGGAACAAGGUGAGCAUGUGCCCGAUACCCAUAUGGAGAGGUCGUUCCGGGUCACUUCCCUGUGCUGGCACCCGGCGCGCCUGAUCCUAGCUAUUGGCUGGGAGACUGGAGAAGUGACAGUGUUUAAUAAGCAGGACAAGGAGCAGCAUUCGAUCCCCCCGACACACACCACCGACGUCACGGUCCUCAAGUGGAGCCCCAACGGGAACUGCCUUGUGUCAGGGGACAGGCUUGGUGUCCUGCUCUUGUGGAGGUUGGACCAAAGGGGUCGAGUACAAGGGACACCCCUGCUGAAACACGAUCACGGAAAAACCCUAACUUACUGCAUCUUCCGGCUCCCCCCUCCUGGCGAGGACCUCAUUCAGUUGGCGAAGGCGGCUGUGAGCGGUGAUGAGAGAGCCCUGGACAUGUUUAACUGGAGGAAAAGUGGCUUUGGAAGUUUCCUGAAAAUGGGAUCUCAAGAGGGACUAUCAUUCUUUGUCAGCUUGAUGGAUGGGACGGUGCACUACGUGGAUGAGAAAGGCAAGACCACGCAGGUGGCUUCCACAGACAGCUCCGUCCAAACGCUCUUCUACAUCGAGGAAAGGGAGGCCCUGGUGGUGGUCACGCAGAACCUGCUGCUGUCUCUGUAUGUAGUGAGGCCUGAGGGUAAAGCCGAGGAAGUGAUGAAGGUCAAGUUGAGUGGGAAGACGGGUCACCGGGCCGACAUCGCAUUGAUUGAAGGCAGUGUACUUGUGACUGCCAUAGGGGAACCCGUUCUCAGAUUCUGGGAUUUAGAAGGCGGAGAGAAUUACGUGCUGAGUCCAGAGGAGAAGUGUGGUUUCGAAAAAGCUGAGAAUAUAAAUUGUGUUUCUUACUGUAAAGCCAAAGGUCUUUUGGCAGCGGGUACCGAUAAGGGGCGAGUAGCCAUGUGGAGAAAGCUGCCAGGCCCCCAGAGCAGCCGAGUGGCAGAGGGCAAGGACAGGUGGACCCUUCAGACCCCUACUGAGCUCGAAGGCAACAUCACACAGAUAAAGUGGGGUUCCCGGAAGAGCCUUCUGGCAGUGAACAACAUCACCUCCGUAGUGAUCCUCAGCGAGCAGGCCAUGUCCUCACACUUCCACCAGCAAGUGGCCGUGGUGCAGAUGUCCCCAAGCUUACUCAGUGUGUCCUUCCUGUCCACGGGGGUGACACACAGCUUGCGCACAGACCUGCACGUCAGCGGGGUGUUCGCCACCAAGGAUGCCAUUGCUGUCUGGAAUGGAAAACAGGUGCUGGUCUUUGAACCUUCUGGAACCAUGUUACGGAAUGCAGGAACCUUCCUUUGUGAAUCUCCGGUGUUAGCCAUGCAUGAGGAAAACGUGUACACCGUGGAGCCAAACCGAGUUCAAGUUCGAACAUGGCAGGGGACUGUGAAACAGCUCUUACUGUUCUCCGAGGCAGAGGGGAGCCCAUGCUUCCUCGACGUCUGCGGAAAUUUCCUGGUUGUGGGGACAGACCUGGCUCAUUUCAAAAGCUUUGAUCUUUCCCGAAGAGAGGCGAAAGUGCACUGCAGCGACAAGAACCUGGCCUCGCUGAUCCCGGGCGCAGCGGGCAUGGCCUCCCUCAGGUGUAACGCCAGUGGCAGCAAGAUCAGCAUCCUCCUCAGCAAGGCGGACAACAGCCCUGAUUCCAAAAUCUGCUUCUACGAUGUGGAAAUGGACACGGUGACCAUCCUUGACUUCAAGACGGGGCAGAUUGAUCAGAGGGAGACAUUGCCCUUUAAUGGCCAAGAGACCAAGAAGAGCCACGCCUUUGUGGAUGAGAGACUGAUGGAUCUCAUUCCCAUGAACCAUUUCUGGGACCAGAGCGAGCCCAGGCUGUUCGUGUGCGAGGCCGUGCGGGAGGCACCAGGAGCCCAGCUGCAGCCUGGGGACAAGAAGCCGCCCACCGAGGACAGCCAAGGCCCCACGACAGACGUGGUGAUUCUGUCCUUCUUCAUCACGGAGGAGCACGGCUUCUUGCUCCAGGACAGCUUCCCCCGGCCUCCCGCCUACCAGAAUCUUCUGGGGAUCGAAGUGCCUCAUUAUUACUUCAUCAGAAAGCCAGGAGAAGCAGACGGAGAAGACCAGGUGGACUCAGGGUGCCCGUGCGUGGGCAGGAGACCCCUGCGAGACUUCGUCGGGCUAGAGGACUGCGAUAAGCCCACUCGGGAUGCCAUGCUUCACUUCAGCUUCUUCGUUACCAUCGGAGACAUGGAUGAAGCUUUCAAAUCUAUCAAACUCAUCAAAAGCGAGGCGGUCUGGGAGAACAUGGCGCGCAUGUGUGUGAAGACCCAGCGGCUGGACGUCGCCAAAGUGUGCCUGGGAAACAUGGGCCAUGCGCGUGGAGCACGAGCCCUGCGGGAGGCUGAGCAGGAGCCAGAGCUGGAGGCCAGGGUGGCCAUGCUGGCCAUACAGCUGGGCAUGCUGGAGGAUGCUGGGCAGCUGUACAGGAAGUGCGGGCGCUAUGACCUCCUGAACAAGCUGUACCAGGCCUCUGACCAGUGGCAGAAGGCCGUGGAGGUCGCGGAGCUCCACGACCGCAUCCACCUGCGUGCCACCUACUACAACUACGCCAGGCACCUGGAGGCCAGUGCUGACCGCGGCCUGGCCCUCAGCUACUAUGAGAAGUCAGACACCCACCGCUUCGAGGUGCCCAGAAUGCUCUCGGAGGACCUGCAGUCCCUGGAGCUCUACAUCAAUAAGAUGAAGGACAAGACCCUGUGGAGGUGGUGGGCCCAGUACCUGGAGAGCCAGGCAGAGAUGGACGCGGCGCUGCGCUACUAUGAGCUGGCACAGGACUAUUUCUCCCUGGUCCGCAUCUACUGCUUCCAGGGCAACAUUCAGAAGGCUGCUGAGAUAGCCAACGAGAGUGGAAACUGGGCAGCGUCCUAUCACCUGGCCCGCCAGUACGAGAGCCAGGAGGAGGUGAGGCAGGCCGUGCACUUCUACUCACGGGCGCAGGCCUUCAACAACGCCAUCCGCCUGUGCAAGGAGAAUGGCCUGGAUGACCAGCUCAUGAACCUGGCUCUGCUGAGCUCCCCCGAGGACAUGACUGAGGCGGCGCUCUACUACGAGGACAAGGGCGAGCACAUGGACAGGGCGGUCAUGCUCUACCACAAGGCCGGCCACUUCUCCAAGGCCCUGGAGCUGGCCUUCGCCACCCAGCAGUUCGUGGCCCUGCAGCUCAUAGCGGAGGACCUGGACGAGAGGUCGGACCCCGCCCUCCUGGCCCGCUGUUCAGACUUCUUCACUGAGCACAGCCAGUACGAGAAGGCAGUGGAGCUGCUGCUGGCAGCAAAGAAGUACCACGAAGCCCUGCAGCUUUGCCUGGAGCAGAACAUGACCAUCACUGAGGAGAUGGCCGAGAAGAUGACCGUGUCCAAGGACUCCAAGGACCUGUCGGAAGAGUCUCGGCGCCAGCUGCUGGAGCAGAUCGCCAACUGCUGCAUGCGCCAGGGCAACUACCAUCUGGCCACCAAGAAGUACACGCAGGCAGGGAACAAGCUGAAGGCCAUGAGAGCGCUGCUGAAAUCUGGGGACACAGAGAAAAUCGUGUUCUUUGCGGGCGUCUCAAGGCAAAAGGAAAUCUACAUCAUGGCCGCCAACUACCUGCAGUCCCUGGACUGGCGGAAGGAGCCGGAGAUCAUGAAGAACAUCAUCAGCUUCUACACCAAGGGGAGGGCCCUCGACCUGCUGGCUGGCUUUUAUGAUGCCUGUGCCCAGGUGGAGAUCGAUGAGUACCAGAACUACGACAAAGCCCACGGGGCACUGACAGAGGCCUACAAGUGCCUGUCCAAGGCUAAGGCCAAGAGCCCCCUGGAUCAGGAGACCAAGCUGGCUCAGCUGCAGAGCAAGAUGACACUGGUGAAGCGGUUCAUCCAGGCCCGAAGGACGUACACCGAGGACCCCAAGGAGGCGGUCAGGCAGUGCGGGCUGCUCCUGGAGGAGCCGGAGCUGGAGAGCACCAUCCGCGUCGGGGACGUCUGUGGCUUCCUGGUGCAGCACUACCUGCAGGCCGAGGACUUCCAGUUGGCCUACAAGUACCUGGAGGAGAUGCGGAAGCGAGUGCCCUCUGCCAACAUGUCCUACUACGUGAACCAGCGGACCGUGGAUGCCGUGCACCAGGGCCUGGGCAUCCCUCUGGUGCGCACCGUGCCUGAGCGCAUCCGCCACAACAGCGUGGAGGACCACAAGGAAGUAGACGAGGAGGUGGUGGAAGAGGUGGAGAGCGACCCCUGACAGCCGCUGCUGCAAGCUCCUCUGGAACUUUCUGGGGUUGGUAGCAAGAGCCUGACUUUCUUGUUGAAAUAUAAACUGGGGGCGCCUGGGUGGCUCAGUUGGUUAAGCGACUGCCUUCGGCUCAGGUCAU